Leptopilina boulardi is the source of this 1974-nucleotide messenger RNA. RefSeq names its product glucose dehydrogenase [FAD, quinone]-like. The coding region runs from base 87 to 1919 and encodes 610 amino acids. Gene Ontology annotation, molecular function: oxidoreductase activity, acting on CH-OH group of donors; flavin adenine dinucleotide binding. The transcript is spliced from 6 exons. NCBI's taxonomy places the organism in Eukaryota, Metazoa, Arthropoda, Insecta, Hymenoptera, Figitidae. The record is from RefSeq and is a predicted model, not a curated record.
AAAUUUAAAUGUUAUUAUUAACGCUGACUUUUACUGUAAAGAAGAAAUAAAUGACAGUUGAAAUUUAAAAUUGAUAAGAAAGCAAUAUGUUGUUGUUUAAUAUUUUUUCAUUGCUGUUUAUUCUUUAUAAUCAAGCAUCAUGGAUAACAUCAAUAUUAUCGAGUCAUUAUGUUUCGUCAGUAGCAUGCAAUUUGACUUUCACAGGAUUAAUAUCACUUUUCUCUCAUCUAAGUCCAGACGAAUAUCUUUUACAGCGAUGGCGAAAGGUACCAGAAGAGGUCGAUUUUAUUAUAAUAGGAGCAGGAUCCGCUGGCUGCGUCCUUGGAAAUCGAUUGUCAGAAAAUAAAAAAUGGAGUGUACUUUUGCUUGAAGAAGGUGGAGAGGAACCUUUAAUGGCCAGUAUACCAGCAUAUUAUUUAGCUCUAAAAAAUCUACAAAUUAUUCGAGCUUACAAAACUGUGAAUGAUAGUGAAUCUUGUCUGAAUGGAUGUUUUUUGAUUAGUGGCAAAGUAAUGGGUGGAACAAGUAGCAUAAACGGAAUGAUGUACGUUAGAGGUAACAAAGAAGAUUACGACAACUGGGCUCGUUUAGGAAAUCUAGGCUGGAGUUUUAAUGAUGUAUUACCGUUUUUUAUAAAAUCAGAAGACAACAGGGACAAAGAUAUCGUAAAAUCACAUCCAGGCUAUCAUGGAACUGGAGGAUAUUUGUCAGUUCAAAGAAUGCCCUAUAUAGAUCCACCAGCAAAAAUUUUACUUCAAGCACUACAAGAAAUUGGCUACAAUGGUACGGAUUUCAAUGGGGAAAAUCAAAUUGGAUCAAUGCAAGUGCAAGCAACAUCAAAAGAUGGCUCUCGUAUGAGUGCAAAUGCUGCCUUCAUUCGACCAAUAAGAGAAAAACGACGAAAUUUAUUUAUCAGAACUAAUUCCCGGGUGGUGAAAAUCAUUAUUGAUACAGAAACAAAAAGAGCCAUUGGUGUGGAAUUUAUAUCAACAAAAACAGGAGCAUCUCGAAUUGUGAUGGCAAAAAAAGAAAUUAUUGUAUCUGCAGGUGCCCUAGAAUCUCCAAGAUUAUUAAUGCUAUCUGGAAUAGGUCCAGCGGAUGAACUCCAAAAAAAUGGUAUUAACAUCGUACAAAAUUUAUCCGUUGGACAAAAUCUUCAUGAUCAUGUAUCCUUUUAUGGAAUUCAUUAUCAAAUACCUGGACUAACAGAAAAUCCAAGUUGUCUGACAAGACAAACUCACUUGAAUCAGUACAUGAAAUUUAAAAAUGGUCCACUUGCCUCCGUAGGUGUUAGUCACAUUGUUGUAUUUGGACAAUCAAAUUUUUCACAAAAUUCAACAUUAUCAGAUAUAACAAUAGCAUUUUCUCCCAAUACAACUGCAAUUGAUGGUUCCAUUUAUUACAAUAAUUAUCAUCAAGGAUCAUUUUUAUUAACACCAAAAAGUAGAGGUUACGUAAAACUGAAUGCAACUGAUCCAAUUUGGGGAAAUCCAAUAAUUAAUCCCAGAUAUUUAUCAGACGAGUCAGACAUGAAUCUUUUAUUGGAAACACCUAAAAUUGGUAUACAAUUAAAUAAUACAAGAGCAUUUAGGGAAAAUUAUAUCAAACUUGAUGAAACACUAUUAGCAGGUUGUGAAAAUUUUCAAUAUAAUACUAAUGAUUAUUGGCGAUGCACGGCAAGAAGAUACACGCAGAACUAUUUUCACUAUGUUGGAACUUGUAAAAUGGGUCCAAGGAAUGAUUCGGAAGCUGUUGUUGAUUCUAGAUUACGUGUUUAUGGAAUUAGAGGCUUAAGAGUUGUUGAUGCUUCUAUAAUGCCAGUUAUACCUCGUGCAAAUACAAAUGCACCAACAAUUAUGAUUGCCGAAAAAGCUAGCUCAAUGAUCAAAGAAGACUGGGUGUUAAUAAAUAAUUUGUAAUUCAGUAAAUUAUUGUCAAUAAAUCUUAUAUAAAAAAGAUUUAAAUUUUCAUAAC